GACCCACAAAGGACUUUCCUAUGAGGUUGCAGUGUGAAUGCCGUCUUGUUUCUGACGUGUGCGGUGUGACUUUCAUAGAAAGCUCAGCUCUCGGUAAUUCCUCGUCGAUCGAGCUUCCGGGUAUAUACAGUGUCUAGUUCAUAUAUAAAGCUUCAAGCGUCAGAGCACGGACUUAGUGUGGGACUGGUCAAAGUGGAAUUAGUGAUUAUAUAUGAUACGCAUAACAUAUUUAACCAUUUAAAUGGUGUGUGUAUAUAUAUUAUAGAGGGUGUUUACAUACUCCAUAGAUGUAGCUGCAAUAAUAAGUUCAUUGACGGACUGAAACGCUGACGGAUACAUAUAUACAUAAAACCGUGAGUAAUACGUACGAACGAUGGGCACGUUGGAGCUAACACGCCAAACAACUCAUUUCAACGAUCACAAAGAUGGCUGCCACUCACGGACUCUUCCUCUCUGUAACAAGACAAAAAGCACCAAACUUUUAACUGGCAAGUCGACGGAGACGCUGACUGUGCCAGAAAAGUCUGGUCCUCAGGAGAAAUCAAAUGUCAGAACAAAAGACAGCAAAGACACUACUCGGCAUUUAAGCCCUGCAGUUCAGGCAGUAAUGGAAAUGGAUAUCCCAGUCCAAUAUAUUGAACUGGCAAAUGAAGUCCAUGUAAUGGAGACAGGAAAAGAAUUUUCGCGAGUCCAAGAUUUAUAUCUCUGUGCCAUGGCAAUCGCUGAAAGUCCCGAGAAACAACAUGAACUGGCCCAUAAAGUUUAUCAGCAUCAGAAUGCAGCCAAAAAAGGAACACAAGCUCAGGAAAAGAUUCCAGAAGAAACCCUACAUUGUUCAUCAGAGAGAAUUAAAACUUUUGAGGCAAAAAAAGUAGCUGAUAAGGCAGAUGUGCAGCAGCGUUUCCAUUGUUUGCUGGCAGAAAACAAGAAAUUGAAGAAAAGAAAGCUGUGCCGUUCCUGUCAGAAGGUUGAGCUGGCUUCCAGUGGUGUCACCUUCCUUCCAUGUGGCCAUUUUAUUGUAUGUGAAGAAUGUGCUGAAAAGCAUGAUAAUUGUCCAGCAUGUGGUAAAACUAUUAUGGGUACUGUACGCACUUUUCUGGCUUAGAGAAUGGCAGAUGUCUUUGUAAUGAAUGUUCAGUUAAUUGAAGUCACUUCCUUCUUCCAUCAAGAGCUCUUUUGUCCCUUAAAACACAAGGUAGAUGAAUGCUGUUGAUGUAUUGUUCUUGGGAGACCAUAGAACAAAUGUCACUGAAUUUGUAUUGUAACAGCAAUAUCAAUAAAAUCUUAAGACCAUUUGGCUGUUCAAGAAAGGUAGAACUUGAGGGAAAUAAAAGAGCUCUGCCUGAUGGUAAAGGGAAUGGAUUUUGUGACAACAUGGAAUUGUGAUGUUCAAUAGUUUAAGUUUUAGGUAGAUCUAAGAAAUGCUUUUUUGAUUAGUCUGAUUAUUUUGUACUAAACAGACACUCAAAAAAUAUGUGAUGAGGUUUGACCACUAUUAAGACAUAGACAUAAAUUGUUGCAUAAGUGUUGAGGCAAAGUGCAAAUGUCCAUGAUUAGAAGUGCAUGCUGUAGUAUAUAUGAUGGGGAGUCUUCAUAAUUUGUAGUAUGGUGGUGCAAAUACAGUAAAUAUGAACUCCCUUGGUCUUGUUAACCUCAAAAAUAGAUUUGGGGAGGGAAGCUGGAAAAUUACAAAGUUACAAGAGCUAACAAGCAAUGUGUAACUUAAAAGUUGUCAUUUAUCUCAUCGGUUUUACAGAAAUGUUCACAGCACUAGCAGUCACAAGAAUGCCACGAGCUUAUAUGCACUGACGGCAACUCUGUCUGCAUUGAGAGAUCCAUGAUUGGACUUGUCUGAUUUGCAGUUGGCUUGUGGCUAAAAUAGAUUCCUUUAACAAGAAUAUUUUUUUAUCCUAAAUCUUGAGAAGGUAACUAGUUCAACAAAGUGUCCAGGCUAUAAGUUGUACUUAUAUGACUGAUUUUGUCUAGUUUCUCUUUCAGUCCUUUGAGAUAAAUCCAUAUUGGCAGUGAACUUUUUGCUGUAUCUAGCACAAGAUGUGGGAUCAGGAAAGUUGUAUUAGAGGUUUUAAUCACUGGGUUCACUUUCUUUGGCUAGUUUAGAGUUGGAAAUAGAGAACAAGGAUUUAUAGAUUUGUGGAGGAAAAUUACAUAUUGGAUAAAUAAAAGGAAAAGGCAAGAUAAACCCAGAUUCAAGUAAAAGGGAGAAUAUUUGUUGAGGAUGCACCACCGUUAACAGUAAUUUCACCAAUACUUCUGUUAGAGAACCUUGUCAAAGUAGAACCCAACCUUUGGUCUGAUUAGUAUCUAAAACCACUGGGGCAGGAAAGGGGAAAAUGAAAGUAGAGGUGUCGGCCACCAACCUUGGGGGACCUCGUGAUGGUGGCCUGUAAUAUCCUUUUCAGCUCUGUUUAUUUUUAAUUGGUCUUGGGUGUUCUUUGUAAUUAUUCUUUUUUUUUCUCAGUAAAUUAUGUUGUUGAUGUAUGGAGGCGAGUGAGCAAAAAAAAAAAGAAAUCUUGAAGCUAAUUGUUUCCAUCAGGUCCCCUGUGUGUUCGUGUGUGUGACCCACAAACUAAGAUAUUUCUUACUGUAUUUUCCUGCACUUAAUAAAUCACCUGUUCUUGCCAAAUGAGAAUGAUGUUGGAGACAACAUUGAUUCUCGUUCCAGUUCACUUUAGAAAAAAAAUAAAUGGCUAAUAUUUCGGGUUAUCUUUAUAAACUAUUUACAAAAAGAAAAUAGCAGCAAUAGAAAUCUUGUUAACAGAAAUAAAAUACAUAUUUUAUGUCUAGCACCACGUUUCUCAACCUUUUAAUUGAUGCUUCCAGACAAAAACAGGUACGUCCGCGUCCCCCACUUAAUUUAAUUUUACAGUGCCAGCUACGUUCACUCAUACCAAUAUGAGAUACGAGAAACUUUUUUUUUUAAAUGACCACCCCAUUCUCCCCCGUCUCAAGCCCCACAGGUUGAGAACCGCAGGUCUAGCAUUUUACGGGGUUUUUUUGUUACAACUAAAGUUGUUGCUUGUGAUGAAAGAAGUGCAUAAUGUUCCAAAGAAGAACCAUUUUAUUUCUUGAACUGUGGCAUCUGUUUACAGGAAAUGAUAUAGCCCUAGUUUAUGGCUGCAUGUAAAAUACCACUAUACUACAAAUAUCGAGUUACAAUAAUGAAAGCCAGUACCGUGAAAGCUACAAGUCUAGCUGCAGCAGCUACAGACAAGUGAGAAGGAUACAAGGAUUAGUCCAAUACGCAAACAAUUGUUAAAAUGUUGACUGUUGUAUUCAGCAGGAGCCCAAGCAACUAUCCUCUGGUAACCAGUGAAAAGUUGUACGAGAUUAUAAUGAGGCAAGUGUAAGCGUUUACCAUGAGCAGUAUCAGAUGACAUGGAAAUAUUUUGAAAAAUUUAUGGUGAAAUGGUGUUGGAGACACCCGCUUUGCCUUCACUUAAGGAUAGUGUUCUGUAAUUGAAUAUUACCUUUAUGAUUAUUAUCUUUUGUUAAAUCAAAUUAAACUGUCAAGAAUAAAACCUUUUUCUGC
Molecule: messenger RNA, 3550 nt
Organism: Pomacea canaliculata
Lineage: Eukaryota; Metazoa; Mollusca; Gastropoda; Architaenioglossa; Ampullariidae
Product: baculoviral IAP repeat-containing protein 3-like
Exons: 3
Coding region: 374-1105 (243 amino acids)
Biological process (GO): regulation of cell cycle; negative regulation of apoptotic process
Cellular component (GO): cytoplasm; nucleus; spindle microtubule
Molecular function (GO): cysteine-type endopeptidase inhibitor activity involved in apoptotic process
Source: RefSeq, a predicted model, not a curated record